This is a messenger RNA of Gamsiella multidivaricata, 886 nucleotides long. RefSeq names its product acyl-CoA N-acyltransferase. The transcript is spliced from 2 exons. NCBI's taxonomy places the organism in Eukaryota, Fungi, Mortierellomycota, Mortierellomycetes, Mortierellales, Mortierellaceae. The record is from RefSeq and is a predicted model, not a curated record. The coding region runs from base 82 to 816 and encodes 244 amino acids. Gene Ontology annotation, molecular function: acyltransferase activity, transferring groups other than amino-acyl groups.
ACAAUUUAUUGACACUCCCAUCUCCAGCCGUAGGAGGAACUUCAUUAAUAACUACAAAGCCAAAAAUCCCACUAAAUAGCCAUGACGUCCAAUCCAACCCUACAAGAUCAGGCCCUCAAUCACCCUGGUUGCCCUUUGAAGGUGGCUUCCGGAAGAUCUGCAGAAGAAACCGAGCGACUUGAGAAACUGCAUUCGCGUUUUAAGCCCUUCUGGUUGACUGAGACCCUCUUAAUUGGCCCUUGGCUCCCCACGGACGAGGACAAGGCUGCAUUGAUCAGGUACUUGAACGACCCCAAAGUGCAUACGUACCUCCUAGGCCCCCCGUUUCCCUACACUCUGGACCAUGCAGACUAUUGGAUCACUCAUCGGAUCGAGAGAAUGACAAAGAAAGGCACUCCUCUGGACUAUUGCAUUCGGGACAUGGCAAGAGGCGGCAAGGCUAUUGGCAACGUUAUGGUAUCGGAUGAAAGCGACGAUGUCCUAUAUGGCGAUGAUAUUGGAUAUUGGUUAGAUCCUGAGUAUCAUGGCCAAGGUCUGAUGGCCAAAGCGCUAGGGCUGCUUCUACAGGAGGUUUCGAUAAAAGAGGUCGGCAAACGCAAGUUUAAUGCUUGUGCGUUUGAGGGUAACUGGUCAAGUCGCAGAACCAUGGAGAAGUUGGGCUUUAAAAUCCAGCCAGAUAUUAAGAGGAAAGCGGAGAAGUUUGGUGAGGAGGUUCAUCUUUGGACUUUUCAACUGAUUCUGACCGAGGAAGAGGUUGCUCAAAGAGAGACAUUUGUCGAGGCCACACCUCUGCCCUCCCUCGCGCAGCAGCGGUAGCCUGAAGCUUUCAAAUUAGGAUUAAUAAAUACUAUUGCUCUAAGCUACUAUCCUUCACGUUCUAGUGACC